GUGGCUAUAUGAUACAUACCAAUCUCGAUUAUUACCUGAACGAUUAGAAUGCAUGGCUCAAAUUCAUUCAUUUUACAUCCCCAAUCUCAAGAAUAAACUUAAAUUUUAUGGAAAAGAGUUAUCAGAAAGUGAACUUUGUGAUAGUGCAUUAACUCAAACAACCUAUGCAACAACAAAUAAUAAUGACAUAAUUUUUGAACUAAAUGAUAUUUCAGAAUCUUUUCAAUUCUCAAAUCAUGAGAAUCUUGAGAUUGAGUCAAUAGUUAAUUUGGGAAGUGGUAAUAUGGAUUUUAAUUCUUUGACUAUCAUAAAAAGUGAACUCUGGUCUGCAAAUUUGUUGUAG
Ambispora leptoticha is the source of this 343-nucleotide messenger RNA. Lineage: Eukaryota; Fungi; Glomeromycota; Glomeromycetes; Archaeosporales; Ambisporaceae. The record is from the annotation of a GenBank genome assembly.